UCCGGGUCGGGACGCGGCGAGCGGAGUUUGCUGUUAAUUCGUGUUUCUGCGCUCCUUGUUGCAAUGAGCUUUCUCAAAAGUUUCCCGCCGCCUGGGUCGGCUGAGGGGCUCCGGCAGCAGCAGCCAGAUACUGAGGCCGUGCUGAACGGGAAAAGCCUCGGCACCGGCACCCUUUAUAUCGCUGAGAGCCGCCUGUCUUGGUUAGAUGGCUCUGGAUUAGGAUUCUCACUGGAAUACCCCACCAUUAGUUUGCAUGCGGUGUCCAGGGACCUAAAUGCCUAUCCACGAGAGCAUUUGUAUGUUAUGGUGAACGCCAAAUUUGGAGAAGAAUCAAAAGAAUCUGUUGCUGAUGAAGAAGAGGAAGACAGUGAUGAUGAUAUUGAACCUAUUGCUGAAUUUAGAUUUGUGCCUAGUGAUAGAUCAGCCUUGGAGGCCAUGUUCACUGCAAUGUGUGAAUGCCAGGCUUUGCAUCCAGAUCCUGAGGAUGAAGAUUCAGAUGAUUACGAUGGAGAAGAAUAUGAUGUGGAAGCACAUGAACAAGGGCAGGGGGACAUCCCUACAUUUUAUACCUAUGAAGAAGGAUUAUCCCAUUUAACAGCAGAAGGCCAAGCCACACUGGAGAGAUUAGAAGGAAUGCUUUCUCAGUCUGUAAGCAGCCAGUAUAACAUGGCUGGAGUCCGGACAGAAGAUUCAAUAAGAGAUUAUGAAGAUGGGAUGGAGGUAGAUACUACACCAACAGUUGCUGGACAGUUUGAGGAUGCAGAUGUUGAUCACUGAAAAUGAUUGAUGCUGCUUUAGGAUUCUGCUCAUAACUGUAGGAGAGAACUUGGUGCCUCUUCCACUGUGGAGUGGGUAUUGAUGAAAGUCUUUUUCCUUCUCCAAAACUUACCUGAACCAGUUCUUUCUUGAGACAGAUUAUACUGAGACAACAAGUUGUCACCAGCACAAGAAACUAUGACCUUUAUUAACAAAGGUGAAUUAACUUAACCAAGAGGGUAUUUGUAGUUUAUCAUUUAUUCCAACACUUUGUGUCUAGGUGUACCCUCUGUAGGCUUAUAAUUGCUGCCUUCACUAUAUGCAUCCUCAUAACCUAGCAGGACUACAUGGUGGAAAUGCAGUGGCACUUGAAGGUGUAGGUAGACUGCAUGGGAAAGAGAGGGGCUGAAUACAAGAUAUACACCUGAGGGCCUAAGAAUACCCUUACUCCUUAAAAAAAGAAAAACAGAGAUCUCAGAUAAAUCCUGGCCUAUGCACGGUCUCCACAGGGAUAAAGGUCUUUUUACUAAUUGGGAACCCAGAUUAAUUAACUCUAGGGAGCCUCUUCAGAAACAGCCCAGCCACACAUACUACCACUAACACAAGUGCUUUUGCCUAGCCUUUGCUCCUUUCACCAUGUUUCACCAGUCUGUUCUCUUAUAACCUCUUAGGUUAUAUCCUUUCAUUUCCAACCUCUUAGGUCAGUUUCUGUAAAAGAACAAGUAAAAUUGGGAUGAAGUUCUCAAAGUACUUCAGAUAAUUGUUUUGUCUUUGUAAUAGCUUAACAAAUAAAUCUAGGUUUUCUAUAUUGUGCUCUCAUUCUUUUUUCUUUUAAUUAAUUUUUAUUGGAGUAUGGUUGCUUUACAAUGUUGUGUUAGCCUCCACCGCACAACAGAAUGAAUCGGCCAUACGCAUACAGAUAUCCCCUCCCUUUUGGACUUCCCUCCCAUUUUCAUUC
Eubalaena glacialis (North Atlantic right whale) is the source of this 1714-nucleotide messenger RNA. RefSeq names its product chloride nucleotide-sensitive channel 1A (gene CLNS1A). NCBI's taxonomy places the organism in Eukaryota, Metazoa, Chordata, Mammalia, Artiodactyla, Balaenidae. The record is from RefSeq and is a predicted model, not a curated record. Gene Ontology annotation, biological process: cell volume homeostasis; chloride transport; spliceosomal snRNP assembly. The coding region runs from base 64 to 777 and encodes 237 amino acids. The transcript has 7 exons. Gene Ontology annotation, cellular component: cytosol; plasma membrane; spliceosomal complex.